AUGCUUUGGAGGACACUUCGCGAUGAGCCGGUUACGUACGAGGCUUCCAUCGAAGCUUCUGAUUACUUUGAUAAGCUGAUUUUGAUCUGGCGGACUCAGUGCCAAUCCGUUAAUCGACGUAUUUUUGGUAGUGUAGCCGUACAACCGGAUAAUGAGCUUUACAGUACUGUUUUACACAGUGCUUCUGAAGUCCUCAGUGCUGAACUCGACCACUCCGUAUGCGAAGUUCGAAAACUGAUUCCGAAGGAUACCUUGUUCUCACAGAAAUGUUUUGAAGUUUCUUAUCAUGAAGACGAGCUUACUGUCAUAUUCAUACCUGUUCAACUGGAUCUAUGCAACAAUAAGAAAACUGCUCAUAUUCCUUUCCCGUAUAAAAUAAGCUGCCAGUUGUCUUCUGAGCAAAGUCUUCGAUUGAUUAUAUCUGUCCCCACAAGUGCCACGGAUAGCGAUUGUCGAUGGCUCCUCAAUACUGUCUUUCCUGCGUUGCACAAAUGGCUUCGUUUCAUUGACCCUCACAAGGCGGUGCGAAAAACUAACAAUCUGCUGGAUCUUGAAGAGUAUAGCCAUCGCUAUAAGCGAAUCAAAGAGCAAUACGGUCGAAGUCUGGUUGAGAACUGGACGGAAAAGACUGACCCAAAGAAGUUUGUUUAUGAGGACUGUGGAAUAGCAACUUAUCUUUUGGAAUUAUGGAGAAAAAGGGGACAUGUUCCAAAGAAGUUUGCAGAUCUAGGAUGUGGAAAUGGGUUGCUUGUACAUCUAUUGAACAAGGAGGGAGUAGAUGGUGUUGGCAUCGAUAUUCGGAAACGGAAGAUUUGGUCGGAACAGCUCUCUGAAACAUCGUUGAUUGAGCAGAUUGUUGACCCUUCCCAGAAAGAUAAUUCUAUUCCAUCCGACGUGGAUUAUCUUAUCGGUAAUCAUACUGACGAAUUGACGCCAUGGAUGCCCAUUAUGGCUGCAAGAAGGAACAUCGAAUUUUUUGUGCUGCCGUGCUGCCCAUUUACCUUUCAUGGAAAAUAUGUGGCCAGGCCUGGUGAUACAGGUAGCCAGUAUGAUUCUUUUCUGAGAUUUAUCAAGGAGAUAUGUGCUCGUCUAGGUUAUACUGUAGAAGAGGAUCGAUUGAGUAUUCCCAGUACAAAAAGACUUUGCUUCGUAUGCUCUAUACCUCCCCAAGGAUUAGUGCAAGAUGUUGAGAAUGUUAUAGAGGAACUCACAGGCUCCGCAACCAAAACAUUUGUAGCUAGACCAAAGGUUGAGCGGAUUAGAAAUUGUCUGAGUGUACCAGCAGAGAUAAGAUCAAAUCUAACGAAACGGUUUUUUGACGAGAUUCUGCGUAGGAGUGAUGAGCGAAAGGAUGGUUGGCGGUGUGGUGGUGCUGUGGAGCUUGUGAAAUUGGCGGCACUGCUGAUUAAUGAAGAAAAACAGUUGAUGAAACAACAGUGCGGUGGACUGCAAACCUUUUUGAGGAAUCAGCAUCAAGUCUUCAAGGUCACUGGUGGAAUGGCUCGUCUGCGUGACUUUCGCGAAGAGGUGACGCGAAAGACCAAAAAAGCCAAAGUUACGGUUCCUCGUAAUGGUGUCACUCCAUGCUGGAUGGCAGAAAAUCAUCCAGAUGGGUGCCCUAUGAAGGACAAAUGCCACUUCAAACAUUAGGUAUCUGGAUACUGUGAUUACUAAGCACAUUCCUUUCAUAUCUCUAUGUUCUCCAUUUGUUUUUUUUUUGCACUUCAGACUUACCCUUACAUUCUCUUUUUUCUUACUGAUAUCAUGAUUCU
This is a messenger RNA of Cylicocyclus nassatus, 1772 nucleotides long. The record is from the annotation of a GenBank genome assembly. Lineage: Eukaryota; Metazoa; Nematoda; Chromadorea; Rhabditida; Strongylidae.